Rattus rattus (black rat) is the source of this 1943-nucleotide messenger RNA. It is a transcript of the gene Isyna1, whose product is annotated as inositol-3-phosphate synthase 1. The coding region runs from base 181 to 1854 and encodes 557 amino acids. Gene Ontology annotation, molecular function: inositol-3-phosphate synthase activity. Gene Ontology annotation, cellular component: cytoplasm. Gene Ontology annotation, biological process: inositol biosynthetic process; phospholipid biosynthetic process. The transcript has 11 exons. The record is from RefSeq and is a predicted model, not a curated record. Lineage: Eukaryota; Metazoa; Chordata; Mammalia; Rodentia; Muridae.
CGCUCGCGCCAGAGACUGCACCCUGCUACCUGGGUUUACAGCACCUAGAACCCCGGUCGUAAGCCACGCCCAACAGGGGCGUGGCCGGGCGUGGCCUCAGCGCUUUUCUUCGCUGCCCCGGGCCUAGGGCCCACGCUGUCGGCUGCCGCAGUCUGACCCAACUCUUAGUCGCUCGCCGCGAUGGAGCCCGCCGCCGAGAUCCUGGUGGAUAGCCCGGACGUGAUCUUCGGCCCCGAAGCCAUCGAGGCGCGCUACGAGUACCGGACAACGCGCAUCAGCCGCGAGGGCGGCGUGCUGCGGGUGCGGCCCACGGCUACGCGUUUCACCUUCCGCACAGCCCGGCAGGUGCCCCGGCUCGGGGUCAUGUUAGUCGGCUGGGGCGGGAACAACGGCUCCACGCUCACUGCGGCUGUUCUGGCCAACCGGCUGCGCCUGACCUGGCCCACGCGCACUGGUCGCAAGGAGGCAAACUAUUAUGGCUCGCUGACCCAGGCGGGCACCGUGAACUUGGGUCUGGAUGGGGACGGCCGGGAGGUGUUUGUGCCCUUCAGUGCGCUGCUACCCAUGGUGGCACCCAACGACCUGGUGUUUGACGGCUGGGAUAUCUCGUCGCUGAACCUGGCGGAGGCGAUGCGGCGCGCGCAGGUCCUGGACUGCGGUCUGCAGGAGCAGCUGUGGCCCCACAUGGAGAGCCUGCGUCCACGGCCCUCAGUCUACAUUCCUGAGUUCAUCGCCGCCAACCAGACAGCACGUGCGGACAACCUCAUCCCUGGCACACGCGCCCAACAGUUGGAGCAGAUCCGAAAGGAUAUUAGAGACUUCCGAUCCAGUGCGGGAUUGGACAAGGUCAUCGUGCUGUGGACCGCCAAUACAGAGCGCUUCUGUGAAGUGGUCCCGGGUCGCAAUGACACAGCUGAAAACUUGCUGCGUACUAUCCAGCUUGGCCUGGAGGUUUCACCAUCCACACUUUUUGCUGUGGCCAGCAUCCUGGAGGGCUGCGCCUUCCUCAACGGGUCACCACAGAACACACUGGUACCCGGAGCCCUGGAGCUGGCUUCGCAGCGCCAUGUGUUCGUAGGUGGCGAUGACUUCAAGUCAGGGCAGACUAAGGUCAAAUCUGUUCUGGUCGACUUCCUCAUUGGCUCUGGCCUCAAGACCAUGUCCAUCGUGAGCUAUAACCACUUGGGCAACAACGAUGGGCAGAACCUGUCUGCACCACUGCAGUUCCGCUCCAAGGAAGUGACAAAGAGCAGUGUGGUGGAUGACAUGGUUCAGAGCAACCAUGUGCUCUACGCGCCUGGAGAGGAGCCAGACCACUGUGUGGUGAUCAAAUAUGUGCCCUAUGUUGGCGACAGCAAGCGUGCCCUGGAUGAGUACACCUCAGAGCUGAUGCUGGGUGGGACAAACACUUUGGUGCUCCAUAACACCUGCGAGGACUCGCUGCUGGCCGCACCCAUCAUGCUGGACCUAGUGCUGCUCACAGAGCUGUGUCAGCGUGUGAGCUUCUGCACAGACUCGGACCCAGAGCCUCAGGGCUUCCACCCAGUGCUGUCGGUGCUCAGCUUCCUCUUUAAGGCACCACUUGUGCCCCCUGGCAGCCCUGUGGUGAAUGCCCUCUUCCGCCAGCGCAGCUGUAUUGAGAAUAUUUUCAGGGCUUGCGUGGGGCUCCCACCCCAGAACCACAUGCUGUUAGAGCACAAGAUGGAGCGCCCUUUCCUGGGCAUCAAGCCAGAAGAGGUGAAGGCCACCAGCCCACUGCCUUGCAAGAAAGAGUCCACACCGGCCACCAAUGGCUGCACCGGCGAUGCCAAUGGGCACACGCAGGCACCGAUACCAGAGCUGUCCACCGCUUAAACCAAGUGCCCAGACCCUCCUACCCCAAUGCCUCCAACCACUGUACUUCAGACCUUGCCAAAGACAAUAAAGGGUCCCCCACCAAGCAA